CCAAAAUAGAAACAAAGACGGAAACAGAUAUGAUAAAAAAACUUAGUUACAGUGUGUAUAGAAGUCUAAGAACAAGGUUUGAUAUAAGUUCUGCCUACAAUGCUGCUGUUACCAAAGUCUUAGAUAGAAAAUUUUCUUUGGUUUUACCUCAAGAAACAACACCUUUUAGGACAAUACCAAGUCAUAUACAGAAACCAACAUAUGCUGAAACCGGACAUGCAGCUCCAAAGAAAAUUGGAGCAGAUAUUGAAGUCAAGAAUGAAAAUCAGAUAAUGGGAAUGAGAAAGGCUGGAAGAAUGGCAAGACAAAUAUUAAACCAGACAGCAGUAUGUUUAAAGAUUGGGGUAACAACAGAUGAAAUAGAUUCAAUAGUACACCAGCUGUGUAUAGAAAAUGAUGUCUAUCCAUCACCAUUAAAUUACAAGCAUUUUCCAAAAUCUGUGUGUACUUCUAUCAACAAUGUUGCUUGUCAUGGAAUACCUGACCUACGACCUCUCAGGGAUGGAGAUAUUAUCAAUGUUGAUAUAACAGUAUUUUGUGAUGGUUUCCAUGGUGAUAUGUCAGAAACCUAUUUGAUUGGUAAUGUAGAUGAGAAAGGGAGAAAACUGGUUCAUGCUACAGAACUGGCAAGAGAUGCAGCAAUAUCUGUAUGCAAACCUGGGGUGGAAUACUGUCAAAUUGGUAAAACAAUUAGCUCUGUAGCAGAAACUCAUGGAUUUACAGUAGUUCCAGCAUUUAUUGGACAUGGGAUAGGAGAAGAUUUUCAUUGUCCACCAGAUAUAUUUCACUUUGCACAUGAAUCACCAGAAGUAAUGACAGAAGGAGUAACAUUUACAAUAGAGCCUAUUUUAUCAGAAGGUAAUGAUGAAGUAGAGAUAUUAUCAGAUAGUUGGACAGCUGUGAUGUGUGAUGGGAGUAGGACUGCUCAGUUUGAACAUACAGUAUUAGUAACAAAUGAUGGAGUAGAAAUACUUACCAAGUAGAAAACUAGAAAAUUUAUGACACGUGGCUUUCAAUAGAUAUGAA
This is a messenger RNA of Mytilus californianus (California mussel), 1026 nucleotides long. Its product is annotated as methionine aminopeptidase 1D, mitochondrial-like. Gene Ontology annotation, molecular function: metalloaminopeptidase activity. The record is from RefSeq and is a predicted model, not a curated record. Lineage: Eukaryota; Metazoa; Mollusca; Bivalvia; Mytilida; Mytilidae. Gene Ontology annotation, biological process: proteolysis. The transcript is spliced from 8 exons. The coding region runs from base 30 to 983 and encodes 317 amino acids.